Molecule: messenger RNA, 2759 nt
Organism: Perognathus longimembris pacificus (Pacific pocket mouse)
Lineage: Eukaryota; Metazoa; Chordata; Mammalia; Rodentia; Heteromyidae
Gene: Dlst
Product: dihydrolipoamide S-succinyltransferase
Exons: 15
Coding region: 59-1435 (458 amino acids)
Biological process (GO): tricarboxylic acid cycle
Cellular component (GO): oxoglutarate dehydrogenase complex
Molecular function (GO): dihydrolipoyllysine-residue succinyltransferase activity
Source: RefSeq, a predicted model, not a curated record
GGUUGUUGCCGGGCCCUAUAUCCGGUGUCCGCCCGCCCUCGGCCCCGCUGCCGCCGCGAUGCUGUCCCGGUCCCGCUGCGUGUCCCGGGCGAUCAGCCGUUCGCUCGCCGCCUUCCAGAAGGGGAGCUGCCCUCUAGGGAGACGUUCCCUGCCUGGAGUCUCCUUUUGUCAGGUACCAGGUUACCCUGACAGCAGAAAGACUGUCAUUAACAACAGUAGUGUCUUCAGUGUUCGCUUCUUCAGAACUACAGCUGUGUGCAAGGAUGAUGUGAUUACAGUCCCAACCCCAGCCUUUGCCGAAUCAGUCACAGAGGGCGAUGUCAGGUGGGAGAAAGCUGUUGGAGAUACAGUUGCAGAAGAUGAAGUGGUUUGUGAGAUUGAAACUGACAAGACAUCUGUGCAGGUUCCCUCACCAGCACAUGGAGUAAUUGAAGCUCUUUUGGUACCUGAUGGAGGAAAAGUUGAAGGAGGCACUCCUCUUUUCACACUCAGGAAAACAGGUGCUGCUCCUGCUAAGGCCAAGGCUGCUGCACCAGCUGAAGCUCCUGCUGCAGCCCCAAAAGCAGAGCCUGCAGCACCAGCAGCUUCUCCACCCCCUGCAGCACCCAUAUCCACGCAGAUGCCACCUGCACCUUCACCCUCACAGCAACCUCUUUCUAGCAAACCAGUGUCUGUGGUAAAACCUACCACUGCCCCUCCACUAGCUGAGCCGGGAGCUGGCAGAGGUUUGCGUACAGAACAUCGGGAAAAAAUGAACAGGAUGCGGCAGCGCAUAGCUCAGCGUCUAAAGGAAGCCCAGAAUACAUGCGCAAUGCUGACCACUUUCAAUGAGAUUGACAUGAGUAAUAUCCAAGAAAUGAGAGCUCGGCACAGGGAUGCUUUCCUGAAGAAACAUAACAUGAAACUAGGCUUCAUGUCAGCAUUUGUGAAGGCCUCCGCCUUUGCCUUGCAGGAGCAGCCUGUUGUAAAUGCAGUGAUUGAUGAUGCAACCAAAGAGGUGGUGUAUAGGGAUUAUGUUGACAUCAGUGUUGCUGUGGCCACCCCACGGGGUCUCGUAGUUCCUGUCAUCAGGAAUGUGGAAACUAUGAAUUAUGCAGAUAUUGAACGAACCAUCAGUGAACUGGGAGAGAAGGCCCGAAAGAAUGAACUUGCCAUUGAAGAUAUGGAUGGUGGGACUUUCACCAUUAGCAAUGGAGGUGUUUUUGGCUCACUCUUUGGAACGCCCAUUAUCAACCCCCCUCAAUCUGCCAUCCUGGGCAUGCAUGGCAUCUUUGAUAGGCCAGUGGCUGUGGGAGGCAAGGUGGAGGUGCGGCCUAUGAUGUACGUAGCACUGACCUAUGAUCACCGGCUGAUUGAUGGCAGAGAGGCUGUGACUUUCCUCCGUAAAAUCAAGGCAGCAGUAGAAGAUCCCAGAGUUCUCCUCCUGGACCUUUAGGAGGACGCCACAUGCCCUACCUUAUGAUCAUGCAGGAACUGAAAAAUCAGUCUUUUCCCUACCCCUUCGUGAGUCCCAGGUUAGCCUGGAGACAGGCGGGCACAUGCUGUUGGCCUCAAGCAAGGAACCCAGGGCACUAUGUAACCAGCAGUCACAGGUCUUGUCUUGGUGUUCCUGCCAGCCUCUCUCCCUCUCCAUGUUCUUUGCCUUCACAUCAUUAGGCUUAAGGGAGAAAGAGAGAGAGCACCUUAAUGGAUGUUUGUUCAUUAAUAUUCCUGCCUUUCCAGCCCUCAGCAAAGACAAUUUUUAUUCUCCCCAGUGCCAGUGUACUAUAGGGAAACCACCGGGGACCAUGUGAUUAAGUUUUUAAUCUCUGGAAAGUCUGUUCUUCAGGGAUGCCUAAGGGGAUGCUGUGUCUCCCAAGCUUAAAGCAGCUUCUGUCCUGGCUGUGCAUUGUCACUUGAUGCCACCUAUGUGGAGGUAUUGGACACAGGCAAAGAGGUGCUGCUUUGCUUCAUUAUUCUUAGCUGUCAGUGACAAGAUGCCUCUUCUACCUCUUCCAGGAAGCACAGGCCAGGGGAUCUAGAGGUGAGGGGAGAGGGCCCAGAGGUCCAGUGUAGUUGUAGAUGGGAGCAGAACCCAGGCCUGCCCUUAUACUCUGUCAUAGGCUCACACCAAGAAGACUCCGUUGGGCAUACACACAGCCCUUUCCAGGCUGCUAGGACCCAUUCUAGCACAUUGUUCUCAUGUAGAGCACAUUGUAGCACACCGGGGCAGUGGGGCAGAGCCUGACAAAAGAAGAGGCACCCACUGGGUUAGAUUGGCAUGGCUUUAAAAUUCAGGUUGGUAUAGGCAUGUGUAUUGAGGAGGCUGUUCUCUUCUUCCUGUGCUGCGACUUGUAGGGACUGCAGCCUUGGCACUUCCUCUUCAGGUCACAGAUCUUGGGGAUAGACUAUGGUGGAAAUCAGCCUUAAAAUGUUAGUACAUAGUGAUGAAAUGGAUGGUGUCUUCUCUGAGACCUUUUGGGCUUGGCACAAUCAUUGGAAUUCCUUAGAGUAACUUGUCAUGAAAGCUCCUGGGGCUUCAUUGUUCCUAACCAAUCUCACCAAGGCCUGAGACUGCUGACACUUGACAUGGGGCCACUAGUUAGUACAGGGUGCCCUUUUUUAUCUUGAGCCAAGAAGCAAGGCUUGGAGGGGGUGGGGGGAGGGGAAUGGGUCAGUAUUGAGUGCCUGCAGCAUCUGCUAUUCUUCACCAUUCAGAACUUGUAACUAAAAUAUUUAAACUGAUUUUGAAUGAAAAUUAAAGGGCAGAUCUUCUCAAA